Cylindrotheca closterium is the source of this 1542-nucleotide messenger RNA. The record is from the annotation of a GenBank genome assembly. Lineage: Eukaryota; Bacillariophyta; Bacillariophyceae; Bacillariales; Bacillariaceae.
AUGACGAAGGGAAAGGAAACUAGAACUCGACGGUGUUUACUAAUAGUUUUAGUGGUGUUGGUGUUCGGCCUUGCUGGGCCGUUACGAGCAAGCUUGGCUACCACCAAUACCACAAUAUCUAUAUGGAUUGACGAGACUUCAUUGCUACCAACCAUUUCAGCGGAGUCCAAUUCAACUACAAAUGAGGAGAGACAAAUGGGCAAUGUGAUUACUGAUAGCCAGUCCGUUGGGACAAAUGUGACCGCACCAAUCACUACCGUUGCAUAUUUAGUGUCUGUCACUGGAUGCACUAAGAGUUUUGCCACCAAGAUUUACGAUUUUGGAGCCGUCUUGAAGAAGUCUAUCGAUUUGAACUCCUUCCCACUCCAUCCCAGAUCUCGAUAUGGAAGUAAAACCUUUGUCCUUGUGACUCCCGAGACGAAGACAACCAAGUGUGUCAAGCAUCUGAAACGGGCUGGUUUCCAACCAUAUUCCGUCAAAUUCCCAGUCAAGUUCAGUGAAAUUCAACAGGUGGAGGGUGCCAAGAUCUUUCGAAAAAACAUUCGUAGCGAUGGAUGUUGUGGAGAGAAGGAGUUGAUCAAGUUGCAUGCCUAUAGCAUGACGGACUUUCCCGUAGCAAUUCAUCUUGAUUUGGAUACUCUUGUAGUAAAUCCAUUGGACCCGGUGAUUGAUGCCAUGGUGUUGCCACCGGACAAUCCAACUGGGCGAGACGCUCGAGAACUUCUCUUUGCUCCCGAGUUACCGGAAUCCAACACCAGCUUUCGCUAUCCUAGAAUGGCGACACCCACCUACAAGGCAUCGGUUCCUCUCGACAAGCUGGACGUUCAGGCGUACUACACCAGGGAUUACAACAUGCUGAAACGAGGCAAAGGACUAAAGGUUGGCCUUCAGGGUGGAUUUAUUAUGGUGAAACCGAAUCUUACUACCCUCGAGACACUUGUGAAUAUGGUGAGGUCGGGAAAGUAUUACAAUGCCAAAGGGGGGAGGCAAGGAGGGUGGUUUAGAAGUGGAUAUUUUUCGCACAUAUGGGGAUCCAUGACCAUUCAAGGACUGCUGGCUUACUACUACAGCGAUGUCGCACAUGAUACGAGCAUUGAACUGAACCGAUGUCGAUUCAAUCAGAUUGCCGAAAACCCUCGGCGGUCAUCCUUCGACAAACGAGGAAAGUAUCCAAGGGGCACACCAAUUUCUGUUGAUGCUGAUUAUAAGGAUAUGGAUUGUCGUGAUCGACCAGGUUCCGACUGCGAUGAUGUACAGUGCCAAAAAUGGCCGUUGGAAGAAACUUUCAUUUUCCAUUUCACAUACUGUAAGACUCCUACGAAAUGUGGGGAUAUAUCCUAUAAUGAAACAUACAAAGACCAUCAGUGCAAUUUGAUGUACCGAAAGUGGUUUGAUGUGCGAAAAUUAGUAUCUGGUGAUAAACAUGAUAGAAUCGCUACCGGAACAUAUUAUCCUGAUCAUUAUCGAGGGUAUUGCCGUGAAAAAGGAAAGUACAUAUCUAUUCCAUCGCUGGACAAGGCAAGCAAUGGUGGCAGACAGUAG